CCAGCGAGAACUACGGAGUGGUUCAUUCCAGCCCUGUCCCAGAAGAAAUCUGAUUGCAACCACGGCCCACUCAGAAAGCGUUCUCCACCUCCCACUCUCUCGUCAUUCUGGACUACAACUCCCAGAAGUCGUCGCGGCGCAGCCCUGUGACCUGCGCAGUAGAGUUGGUUGUAAAGUGCUAUGACAACAGGGCGAAGAUGGCUUGGAGUUAGGUUGGAGUGGGGAGGUGCCCUUUCCGCCGCUGCUGUCCGUUUUCGGCUACAACCCAGUCACCGCCUCCUCCAUCAUUUCCUCCUCGUUUUGAGCAGCAAGACUUGCUAAUGCUUCCGCCUGGCUGGUCUCUUCCAAGGGAUUGAUGCUGUUUCUCUUGUUUGUCUCCGGGGGUGACAGUCAGGAGAGUGCAGGGGGAAGCUUCUUAGGGGAAUCCUUCCAACUCUGUGGAGCUGGUGCUGUUGGCUAGUGGGACUGUCUUUUGGCCCGGGACCUGGAGCAAGUUCCAGCAGGAGGACAACAGGGAGUAGUGAAGCUAAGGGUAGUUUUCCCCUGCACCCCCUGUUCUUGUUUCUUCUGCUCCAGCCCCGGGACCCUGGGGAAAUCUGCGGAAAGAGGGUUCGCAGAAAGGUAGGGCAGGUCCCACCUGACCCGGCAUCAGGAUCCAGCUAUGUGGCACUGAUUACAACGGCUGGUAGUGGUAGCUGGGCAUCAUCCGAUUCUUCUGGUUUCAGGGUAGAUGAGGCCACCACCUCAUUGUUCUGGUUUCAGAGUGAAAGAAAAUGUCUUUAUUUAAAGCCCGUGAUUGGUGGUCUACUGUUCUGGGAGAGAAAGAAGAAUUUGAUCAAGGCUGUUUGUGUUUGGCUGAUGUUGACAAUAGUGGAAAUGGGCAAGAUAAAAUAAUUGUGGGUAGCUUCAUGGGAUACCUAAGAAUCUUUAGUCCUCAUCCUGUAAAAACAGGCGAUGGAGCUCAAGCUGAAGAUUUGCUUCUAGAAGUGCAUUUACGAGAGCCAAUACUUCAAGUGGAAGUAGGGAAAUUUGUUUCAGGUACUGAAAUGCUUCAUUUGGCUGUUUUACAUUCUAGAAAACUAUGUGUCUAUGCUGUCUCAGGAACAUUGGGUAAUGUGGAACAUGGGAACCAAUAUCAGAUCAAAUUGAUGUAUGAACAUAAUCUUCAGAGGACAGCCUGCAAUAUGACCUAUGGAUCGUUCGGUGGUGUGAAAGGUCGAGAUUUAAUUUGUAUACAGUCCAUGGAUGGGAUGCUUAUGGUGUUUGAGCAGGAAAGCUAUGCUUUUGGGAGAUUUCUGCCUGGGUCCCUUCUGCCUGGCCCUCUCGCUUACAGUUCUCGUACAGAUUCCUUCAUUACUGUCUCUUCCUGCCGACAAGUGGAAAGUUACAAAUAUCAAGUACUUGCUUUUGCGACGGAUGCGGAUAAAAGGCAAGAGACUGAACAGCAAAAACUUGGUUCUGGAAAAAGACUAGUGGUAGAUUGGACUCUAAAUAUUGGAGAGCAAGCCCUUGACAUAUGUAUUGUCUCUUUCAAUCAGUCAGCAUCUUCUGUUUUUGUUCUUGGUGAGAGAAACUUUUAUUGCCUUAAGGAUAAUGGACAAAUUCGGUUCAUGAAGAAACUUGAUUGUAGCCCAAGUUGUUUCCUCCCCUAUUGCUCAGUUUCUGAAGGAACAAUAAAUACAUUGAUUGGAAACCAUAAUAACAUGUUGCAUAUUUAUCAGGAUGUGACACUGAAAUGGGCCACUCAACUUCCCCACAUUCCUGUAGCAGUAAAAGUGGGCUGUUUGCAUGAUUUAAAGGGAGUAAUAGUCACUCUGAGUGAUAAUGGUCACUUGCAGUGUUCAUACCUGGGGACAGACCCUUCACUGUUCCAAGCUCCAAAAGUUGAAUCUAGAGAACUAAACUAUGAUGAACUUGAUGUGGAAUUGAAGGAGCUUCAGAAAAUUAUCAGAGAUGUUAACAAAACACAAGGUGUUUGGCCCAUGACUGAGAGAGAAGACGACUUGACAGUUUCUGCCGUGGUUUUGCCUAAUUUUGAUUCAGUGUCUCAAGCCACCAAUGUUGAAGUGGGAACUGACCUUGUCCCUUCAGUCACAGUGAAGGUCACACUGCAGAGUCGACUGGCAUUGCAAAAAGCCAAAUUAUCACUUUAUGUGCAACCACCGUUAGUACUGACCUGCGAUCAGUUUACCUUUGAAUUUAUGGCACCAGAGAUGACUAGAACAGUAGCCUUUUCUGUUUAUCUGAAAGGAAGUUAUAUACCAUCUGAAUUGGAAGGAAAUGCUGUUGUUUCAUAUUCCAGACCAACAGACCGAAAUCCUGAUGGUAUCCCUCGAGUUAUCCAAUGUAAAUUUAGACUUCCCCUGAAAUUAAUCUGCCUACCAGGUCAGCCUUCAAAAACUGCAAGCCACAAAUUAACUAUUGAUACCAACAAAUCUCCAGUCAGCCUUCUCAGUCUCUUCCCAGGCUUUGCCAAUCAGUCAGAUGAUGAUCAGGUGAAUGUAAUGGGCUUUCGCUUCUUGGGAGGCUCCCGAGUUACUCUUCUUGCUUCCAAAACCUCUCAACGAUAUCGCAUUCAGAGUGAACAAUUUGAAGAUCUUUGGCUCAUAACAAAUGAGCUUAUUCUCCGCCUCCAAGAAUAUUUUGAAAAACAGGGAAUCAAAGACUUUGCAUGUUCUUUUUCUGGAUCUAUGCCCCUUCAAGAAUAUUUUGAAUUAAUUGAUCAUCAUUUUGAGCUGCGGAUAAAUGGUGAAAAAUUAGAAGAACUGUUAUCUGAAAGAGCUGUACAGUUUCGGGCCAUUCAAAGACGACUGUUAACAAGGUUCAAAGAUAAAACACCUGCCCCACUCCAACACUUGGACACCUUGCUAGAUGGAACUUAUAAGCAGGUAAUAGCUCUAGCAGAUGCCAUAGAGGAAAACCAAGACAAUCUGUUCCAGUCAUUCACCAGACUGAAAAGUGCCACCCAUUUGGUGAUUCUGCUGAUCAGCCUGUGGCAGAAGCUUAGUGCUGACCAGGUCACUAUUCUGGAGGCGGCAUUUCUGCCGCUGCAGCAGGACACUCAGGAAUUGGGCUGGGAAGAAACAGUGGAUGCUGCUAUUUCCCACCUAUUGAAGACCUGCCUAUCAAAGAGUUCAAAGGAGCAGGCUUUGAACCUCAGCAGCCAGCUGAACAUACCCAAAGAUACAAGCCGACUGAAGAAACAUAUCACCUUGCUCUGCGAUAGAUUAGCCAAAGGUGGACGCCUCUGCUUAAGCACUGAUGCCGCCGUCCCACACACCAUGGUCAUGCCAGGUGGCUGUACUACAAUCCCAGAAUCAGACCUAGAGGAAAGAUCAGUAGAACAAGACUCCACAGAGCUGUUUGCCAACCACAGGCACCUCCUUGCAGAGACACCCAUGCCUGACGUUUCAUCACUCCAUGGUGUCUCGGAUUAGUCCAAGUAGAGUUGUCUGAAUGAGAGGAAGAUGUCCUUCCGAAGGCUGACCCUGUGUGGAUCUCAUGCCAAGCACAGACGUUGGGCUGGCCCAGGUGCGCCAUCCAGCUCACCAUCCUGGAGAUGACACUACCUAGAGAUGGGGAUUGGAACUUUUAUUUUUCUAGGAGGACUUGUAAUGUCAUAAGCAAGUCAGCUGAAACUUGUCUUGCCAGGAAAGGAUGUUACUGCCUUUUGGUCAGAUGAAUGCUGACAUUCAGAGGAUAUGGUGAGAUAACAUAGUUUGGGGUCAGACUUUAUAAUGCAGAGACCCAAAUAAUUCGAUACCCCAUUUUUCACAGAAUUCUUAUAUAGUAAGUGUAUCAAGUUUAAUAAAGCAUCUAAUUGGCAAUCGAUAUCUUGUAU
Molecule: messenger RNA, 3841 nt
Organism: Loxodonta africana (African savanna elephant)
Lineage: Eukaryota; Metazoa; Chordata; Mammalia; Proboscidea; Elephantidae
Gene: BBS9
Product: Bardet-Biedl syndrome 9
Exons: 24
Coding region: 774-3437 (887 amino acids)
Biological process (GO): cilium assembly
Cellular component (GO): membrane; BBSome
Source: RefSeq, a predicted model, not a curated record